AUGAGUAUUAGAUUGAUCUAAAAUUAGAAAAUUGCUUCACAGUCGAUAACUAUAUUUGGAGAACAACAAAUUAGUUUAAGAAAUAUUCAGAGAAGUCAAAGUAAGGAUGGUAUCGAUAUAUUGUAAGAGGAAGAAGUGGGAUAUUAUUUUUGUAAAAUGACUAAUUUUUGUUCUAUAAAUAAUUUAAUGAUCACUUAAUAUAAUCUAUAAAUAGAAAUGAAACUCAUCUCAAUAAUCAAUGCUGAUGCAAUAGAAAAGGUGCAAUUUUUACAAUAUAAAGCCGGGAUGUAAAUGUAUUGA
Messenger RNA from Paramecium tetraurelia, 300 nucleotides. RefSeq lists its product as uncharacterized. The record is from RefSeq and is a predicted model, not a curated record. The transcript has 2 exons. NCBI's taxonomy places the organism in Eukaryota, Ciliophora, Oligohymenophorea, Peniculida, Parameciidae.